GGGAAGCUUUACUAGACGGACUGAAUGAAAACAGCCAGCGUGUGUUUUUUUAUGCAGCACUGUUUAAAGUUUGGGGAGUGUUUUACUAUAAAAUAAAUAGCAGAAAUAAACACUGACAGUCCCUUUUACCCCCUGGCCUGGUUAGCCCGCGGUGUGUGCAGCACUGGUUUCAUAAACAGGGGGAAAGGCAGAGCUGCAGCAGGGGAGCCGCGGUAUUGUUAAGGUUAGCUUAGCUCGCUGGGUUACGUGUCCUGAUGCCAUCGGCUGAGCGGCGGAGCUACAGCAGAGAGCCGCGCUGUGAUCUGUGAGCGCGGUCAUGUAAGAAUUCAGCUAUCAGAACUCGGCACUGAGGUGGAGAUUAGGGCAGGAAUGGAGCGGGUAAGCUGGAGAAGAUAAUCAGCUGUAAUAUCAGCCAGCGUUACCGGUAACGGUGGGAUGAGGCUCUGUGAGCUGUAGCUAUCUAACGCUACAUCAGAUAGGAUUUUAUUUAGGAAGGUUAAGUGUUUCAGAAGCACCUAAUUUCCCAUCAUAAAUACCAAGAUGAUGUACUCUUCACGCAGGAAACCUGUGCUCUAUUUUAAAGAAGACAGAAGGUUUUUCUCAAGGAAAUGCACAGUCCUUAAGCUUUUUGGCCUCUGCAUGCUGCUCGUCCUGGGGUCCGUUUUGUGGCUGCAGCUGAGCUGUUCUGGAGACUUAAACCAAACAGUACGUGAUGGACUUCCUCCUCACCAGCCCUGUCCUGCAGAGAGACAGACCCCCACUGUCGAUGACCCCUCUUGGGGACCACACAAAAUGGCUGUUAUAAUUCCUUUCAGGGAGCGGUUUGAAGAACUUCUUGUUUUUGUGCCAUACAUGCACACGUUCCUCACCAAAAAGAAGAUUCGCCACAAGUUUCUCAUCAUUAAUCAGGUGGAUCACUUUCGGUUUAACAGAGCCUCUCUUAUUAAUGUUGGCUACAAGGAGAGUGGUAAUGACACGGACUACAUAGCAAUGCAUGAUGUGGACUUGCUGCCACUAAAUGAAGCUUUGGACUAUGGAUUUCCAGAGGAGGGUCCCUUCCAUGUAGCCUCACCGGAACUCCAUCCCCUGUAUCAUUACAAAACAUACGUGGGAGGAAUUUUAUUACUUACAAAGAAACAUUAUCAUAUGUGUAAUGGAAUGUCUAAUCGAUUCUGGGGAUGGGGAAGAGAAGAUGAUGAGUUUUUCAGAAGACUAAGAACAGCUGAACUGCAGCUUUUUAGGCCAAAGGGAAUAAACACAGGGUACAAAACAUUCAGGCACAUUCAUGACCCUGCCUGGAGGAAGAGAGACCAGAAGAGGAUAGCUGCACAGAAGCAGGAACAGUUCAAGAUUGAUCCAGAGGGUGGUCUGACCAAUCUGCGCUAUAAGGUGGAGUCCCGGCAGGAGUUGACUAUCAGUGGUGCCCCUUGUACUGUCAUCAGCACCUCCCUGGAAUGUGACCUCAACCAAACUCCUUGGUGCCAGUUCAGCUAACAUGCUUGAGCCUUUUACAGAGUGCCAUGAUUAUGCCAAGACUCUUGCUGUAUUGGGAUGCUGUUGAAGCCAGUUUUGCUUGAAUAGUCCUUUGGCUACCUAACCAGAAAGGAGUCCUGGAGUACUGUUAAAUGAGAGAGAGCAUGAUGCAGAAUGACUUGCUCUGCGCUUUUAUUUCUACUGGACAGUAUUACUUUGUUAAAUUUCAGUGACGCUGCCUCUGUUUUCCCGAGUCAGAACUGAACUGUCUGACCUAUUUCAGGUACUGAACUGAGAUUGUAUCAGUGAUGUUACGAAUAUGAAUUUUCAGAAUGGUGUAUCUGUAGCAAAGGCCUUUGUUUUAGACUUUUUUUUUGUGGUGCAGUAAUGAACAUUUCAUUUCCUCUUGACAGAUUUAUGUUUCCUUAUAAAUUUAAAGUGAAUGUGUCAAUGAGGACAUUACUCUCAGAUAUGUAAGAUGUUUUAAGGUACUUUGAGUACGUUUGCACACUGUUCAUAUUUAUAUAAAAUGCUUAAGACCUGUCGGCUUAAAGUUUAUUACUUCUUUAAUUACGUGUGUAUAAUAAGGAUUGGUCUUACUAUCAUUUUAAGUCACUCCUAUCAAUACAGGUGUUACUACAGAACUGCUGUGUAUAGUACUGCCAAAAUCAUCAUGCUAACACUGACCUUACCAAAAAAGCCACAGUCUUUGUGGCCUUUUUGUGACUUUUAGAGGGUUUUUAAAUUUUCUGUUCUAUUGUGUUUGUGAAUUAUUUAAGGGCUUUACACCAAAGCUAAAUAAAGCUUUGUCCAGUAUUA
Astyanax mexicanus (Mexican tetra) is the source of this 2292-nucleotide messenger RNA. It is a transcript of the gene b4galt7, whose product is annotated as xylosylprotein beta 1,4-galactosyltransferase, polypeptide 7 (galactosyltransferase I). The transcript has 6 exons. The record is from RefSeq and is a predicted model, not a curated record. Gene Ontology annotation, biological process: carbohydrate metabolic process; proteoglycan biosynthetic process. Bases 541 to 1494 code for a protein of 317 amino acids. Lineage: Eukaryota; Metazoa; Chordata; Actinopteri; Characiformes; Acestrorhamphidae. Gene Ontology annotation, molecular function: xylosylprotein 4-beta-galactosyltransferase activity.